Jaculus jaculus (lesser Egyptian jerboa) is the source of this 3286-nucleotide messenger RNA. It is a transcript of the gene Scara3, whose product is annotated as scavenger receptor class A member 3. The coding region runs from base 89 to 1909 and encodes 606 amino acids. The transcript has 6 exons. The record is from RefSeq and is a predicted model, not a curated record. NCBI's taxonomy places the organism in Eukaryota, Metazoa, Chordata, Mammalia, Rodentia, Dipodidae.
CUGUGGCCCGGGGCAGCGCGCCCGGCUCCCCGCUCGCCAGUCCCGCGCCCGGACGCCCCCAGCUCCCGCCCACCCCGCAGAAGGGACCAUGAAAGCGAGAUCAGCGGGCAGCGACGGGGAUACACUGUGCAUUACCGAAGAGGAACUGGCGGGCGAAGACGAAGACAUGCCAUCCUUCCCAUGUACGCAGGAGGGCCAGCCAGGGCCCCGCUGCAGCCGCUGCCAAAAGAACCUGUCUCUGCACACAUCGGUGCGGAUUCUGUACCUCUUCCUGGCUCUGCUCUUGGUAGCUGUGGCUGUGCUGGCCUCGCUGGUUUUCAGGAAGGUGGACUCUCUGUCAGAAGACAUCUCCUUGGCCCAGUCCAUUUAUGAUAAGAAACUCAUGUCGAUACAGGAAAAUCUUCAAGGACUGGACCCCAAAGCCCUGAACAACUGCUCCAUCUGUCGUGAGGCUGGGCAGCUAGGGCAGGAGAUCAGGAAGCUGCAGGAGGAGCUGGAAGGCCUUCAGAAGAUGUUGCUGUCCCAGGAGGCCCAGCUGGAGCAGACCUCCCAGGCUCAUGAGCUGCUCUCCACCACCAGCAGUCAGAUCUCCCAGGAGAUGGGCAGCUGUUCUUUCUCCGUCCACCAGGUCAACCAGUCUCUGGGGAUGUUCCUGGCACAGGUGAGGGGCUGGCAGGCCACCACCGUGGGCCUGGACCUCUCUCUGAAGGACCUCACCCAGGAGUGUUAUGAUGUCAGAGCUGCUGUGCAUCAGAUCAACUUCACUGUGGGCCAGACCACGGACUGGAUCCACGGGAUUCAGCGGAAGACAGACGAGGAGACCCUGACCCUACAGAAGAUGGUAACUGAUUGGCAGAACUACACCCGGCUCUUCGGGGGCCUGCGCAGCACUUCCGCCAAGACUGGAGAAGUGGUCAAGAACAUCCAGGCCACCCUGGGGGCCUCCUCGCAGCGCAUCAGCCAGAACUCCGAGAGCAUGCAUGACCUGGUGCUGCAGGUCAUGGGCUUGCAGCUGCAGCUGGACAAUAUCUCCUCCUUCCUGGAUGACCACGAGGAGAACAUGCAUGACCUCCAGUACCAUACCCGCUAUGCCCAGAAUCGCACCGUGGAGAGGUUCGAGUCACUGGAGGGCCGCAUGGCUUCUCACGAGAUUGAAAUCGGCACCAUCUUCACCAACAUCAAUGCCACCGACAACCACGUGCACAGCAUGCUGAAGUACCUGGACGACGUGCGGCUGUCCUGCACGUUGGGCUUCCACACGCACGCCGAGGAGCUCUACUACCUGAACAAGUCCGUCUCCCUCAUGCUGGGCACCACCGACCUGCUCCGGGAGCGCUUCAGUCUGCUCAGUGCCCGGCUGGACUUCAACGUCCGCAACCUCUCCAUGAUCAUGGAGGAGAUGAAGGCCGUGGACACGCAGCAUGGGGAAAUCCUGCGCAAUGUCACCAUCCUGAGAGGUGUUCCCGGCCCUCCAGGACCAAGAGGACUCAAAGGAGAUGUGGGCGCGAAAGGUCCUGUGGGUGGCAAAGGACCUAAAGGAGAUCCUGGCGGCCUGGGUCCCCCGGGACCCCAAGGUCCUCAGGGGCAGCCUGGAGAGCCUGGACCUGUCGGGGAAAGAGGUCCAAUUGGCCCCCGAGGCUUCCCAGGCCUCAAAGGCUCAAAGGGCAGCUUUGGCACUGGAGGGCCAAGGGGACAGCCAGGCCUCAAAGGGGACAUUGGGCCCCCAGGGCCAGAAGGCCCCCCAGGGUCUCCAGGGCCCUCAGGACCUCAGGGAAAGCCAGGGAUUGCUGGGAAGACAGGGUCGCCAGGCCAACGGGGGGCCAUGGGGCCUAAGGGUGAACCAGGCAUCCAGGGUCCCCCUGGUCUGCCUGGGCCCCCAGGCCCACCAGGAAGCCAUACUCCCUACUGAGACAGGUCCCCUGCCGGAUGAUGCCAUUCAGGUGGGGAAAGAGGCUCAGAGAAAGCAUUCAGAAGCCCGCCUACAGUCAAUGGUGGGCUUUUGACUCAGAUAUGGGGGUGUCUCCCAGAGCUGACCCUGUAGCCUUGGGCUCCCCAACAGUGACUGUACCAUAGGAAAGUAGCCUCCUUGCACACGUGUGUAUACACACACACACACACACACAUGCACGCACACACCCCUGCUCGCCAGGGAUCCAAGUGAGUUUCCCUGGCCAGGCAGGAGGAGAGAGAAGAAGAAACGCACUCUCCUGUGACCAAGCCUGCCAGGGAAGUGGCUACCUCUGGAAGAUCUUAAAUCUCUCUCAGAUUGGUGACUCGCUCCUCUCUCUCCAGUGAUUCAAUGUCCAUACAAGCCAGAAGUUUCCUAUGGCUCCCCCUCGUUGAAAAGACCCAAGGAAAUCUUUGUGUGUGCUGUAUUAAAGCCCCUUGGACGAGCCUCUCCUGGCAGUCACGGGAACAGAGUCACGGCGGGGGGCGGGGGGGGGGGGCUGCUGCCUCUGCCCUUUCUGGGGACAGUGGGAACCGAUCCUGGAUGGUAUUCUCAGGCCUCGGGCAUUGUGCCCCUGACAAGUUUCAUUAGUGUUUGUUUGGUUUUUUUUUUUUUUAAUUUUUAUUUUACAUGUUCAAAAAAAUUCCCGGCAUCCGUCUUGCCUCAGCAUCUCAGGAGUGAUCUGGAAGAAAUCCAGGCAGGUAUUUCAUCUGCAUGGUGAGACCCUGCAGCCCUGGGACGUUCUGUCUGUCUGUCUGUCUGUCUGUCUGCUACCUGCUCCCAGGAAUGCUGCAGGGCUGGAAGUAGAAGCACGAGGUGGGCAUGCAGGUUCUCUACACGAAGCUGCCCACCUUGACUGGUAUACUGUGUUGUUAGUGGGUUUCACGGUGGUGGCCAGGGAGGACCCAUCCUUGAUAUCAGGGUGGCUGUCACCUGCUUCUGACUAUCUUCCUGCCUAGAGCCACCCAUAGACCUUAUAUGACCCCAGGAUGGCUGUAGUCCUUUCUGCAUGAAUAACAAGCCGGAUGAGACGGGAGAAGAGCCUGGACAUCUGUAAGAGGUUCCUUUGAUGUCACCUCCCACCGCCCGCCCCCCAUGAACCCCCUGCCUGUGCCAGCAGAAGGAGCACUGGGAAGAAGGUCUCUACUGGCCUGCCUCAAUAUAAAGCGGCCCCCACCUUUUUGUGCCCUGCCUUAGAAACCUGCCACCUUCCUCCUCAACAUGGAUGUGCAACUGGCUUGCACUACCCACCUCCCCCCAUGCCAUGUAACUGUCAUGUCUACAUAUGAUAUCAUGUGACCAUAAUAUUACUGACCCAGUAAAGAGCUGUUUCCAGUG